AUGCCCAGAGUCUAUCCUCCGAUAGACGGCAAGACCUCCUCGCCCACGCUCUCGCCUUCGAUCGUCGAAUCUGUCGCCGGCUUUUCCGCCGGGCUGAUUGCAACCCUUGUCGCCCAUCCGUUCGAUGUCUUGAAGACGCGCCUGCAGCUCGACCAGACGCAUGCGCCGCGAUGGGGAAACUCGUUUCACAUCCUCCGCAACAUUGUCCGCCAUGAGGGCAAUGUUGGCGCUCUGUACCGCGGCUUGAUGCCGAACAUGAUAGGGAACUCUGUCAGCUGGGCGUUGUAUUUUCUGUGGUACCGCAACCUGAAGGAUCUCUUCAAGGCGACUCGCGGCCAUGGCCAGAGACUUGGCUCCUCUGACUACUUCCUGUCGUCGGGAAUAGCGGGCAUUUUGACGGCGAUAUGCACGAAUCCUAUCUGGGUCAUCAAGACGCGCAUGCUCUCGACCGGCCGCAACACGCCGGGUGCCUAUCGGGGCAUCUCACACGGCGCGUCGGAAAUCAUGCGCACCGAAGGCAUUGCUGGAUUUUACCGCGGCCUCAUCCCGUCCUUGUUCGGCGUGUCUCACGGCGCGAUCCAAUUCAUGGCAUACGAGCAGUUGAAGUACUACAGAGGCGGCCAGAUUGGCGGCAGGUCGGAGCUAAGCAACUUCGACUACCUGUAUCUCAGUGCGUCAUCGAAAAUUUUCGCGGGCAGCAUCACGUACCCGUACCAAGUUGUGCGGUCCAGGCUGCAGACGUACGAUGCAAGCGCGGCUUACCGAUCGGCGCGGGACGUGGUAACGCAGAUCUGGAUUCGAGAGGGAGUGUCGGGCUUUUACAAGGGGCUGCUGCCAAACGUCGUGCGCGUCUUGCCAACCACUUGUGUGACGUUUCUAGUGUACGAAAACACCAAGUUCUACCUGCCAAGGAUCUGGCAUCCCGAGGGAGACCAUGAGACGGAUUAA
Molecule: messenger RNA, 948 nt
Organism: Lasiodiplodia theobromae
Lineage: Eukaryota; Fungi; Ascomycota; Dothideomycetes; Botryosphaeriales; Botryosphaeriaceae
Product: Mitochondrial folate carrier protein
Exons: 5
Coding region: 1-948 (315 amino acids)
Biological process (GO): nucleotide transport; folate import into mitochondrion
Cellular component (GO): mitochondrion
Molecular function (GO): FAD transmembrane transporter activity; folic acid transmembrane transporter activity
Source: RefSeq, a predicted model, not a curated record